Molecule: messenger RNA, 1470 nt
Organism: Manis javanica (Malayan pangolin)
Lineage: Eukaryota; Metazoa; Chordata; Mammalia; Pholidota; Manidae
Source: RefSeq, a predicted model, not a curated record
AUGUUGAAGCUCUGGAAGAGGCGUCCCAGUGCCUCACCCUUCUCCAGCCCAGCCUCGUCCCGCUCACAGACACCAGAGAGUCCAGAAAAGAAAAUGAGAGAAGAGGACGGUCCUCAGGGAUCUGACUCUUCUGCUCCGCCAGUAAACAAGGAGUCCCAGGGAGAACAGGAUACAACGACAUGUAGGGAGCAGAACUCCUGGGAUUCUCCACCUACACCCAGCAGCUCCCAGCCACGCAGACGCAAGUUUCCCCUGGUGCCCUCCAGGCAAGGGAUCCCGCUGAUCUUGCCUCGAGCUGCCUGGAUUGGCUGCUCAAUCAAGGUCGAAGAGUAUUACCAGGAGAAGCAAGCUCAGUCACAGUGGCUGAAGAGGAUCUUCGAGGAUAAGACUGGCCCCACCCUGAAGCCCAGUGUUCUUUUUGGAAUGCUGAGCAGACCACCUGCUAACCCUUCUGCCUCGGCAGCUCCUGCUGUGUCGUCAGCACAUCCCAUGUUCAAGCCCAUCUUUGUGGCUCCAUCUAAAAGUGGGAAGGAGGGUCCUGUGCCAUCCAGCCAUUCCCAAGUCACAACAGAGGCAUCUUCCAGCUCUGCCCACACCCUGAUUACCAGCCGACUGCCCCUCACUUUCAGUCCUGUUUUUAGCAGCACCGGGCUACCUACAUCUUUGCCCUUGUCAACUCCUUCCUCCUUCAGUCAGACAACUACUUCAGGCACUAGCAUGAAUACCCCUCUGUUCCCUGGCCCAGCCAGUGUCAGUGUCCCGUCAGGAGCGGCUUGGGGGACCACCACCGGCACAGCCGCAGACUCCGCCCGGAAGCCUGUAUUUGGCUUUGGCGUGAGCAGAGUGACCAGCACUGUGAGCAGCAUGACCAGCCCCACUGCUUCCACUGCCCAGCCUGUCCUCUUUGGGUCCCCCCUUGCCUCUGUUUCCAGCUGCCCAGCCAUGGGCUCCAUACUCCAGUUUGGCACUCUGGCCACGCCUGCUCCAACAACAGCCGUCACCUUCAGCCAGUCCCUGCCCGGCGCCAUCCAGACAGCUGCUGGCAGUAGCACCACCAGUUUCGGUGGCUUCAGUGGCACCCUCAUGACCUCCGCCCCCAUCGCCCCGAGCCAGCCUGCACUGACAUUUAGCAGCACUACCACCCCAGCCUUCAACAUUCCCUUUAGUUCUGGCACCAGGCCCCCCGUCCCAUCCUAUCCUGGAGUCACCCCACAGCGCACGUUCCAAGUCACUGACAGACAGGAUGUGGACUGCCAGCCAGCACUGGCCCCCAGCUUUGGCAGCUCCUUUCCUUUUGGAAGCUCAGCAGCCCUGGCCCCACCCCAGCCAGCCUUUGGCAGGACUGUGUGGUCAGGUUUUCGUGGGUUCAAACCCGCAGCCUCUCUUUUUGGCACAAUCUCCAGCACUUAGCCGACUUUUGGCAGUACCACAGCUGUUUCCUCCAAUUUUUUUAUUUUGUGUGAUGAGUGA